AUGGCCGACUCAACGGAUUUUCUUGAAUUGUUUAUCGAAGAGAUGGGAAGCUUGAACAAGGGCUCGCUUCGAUUAACCGAACAGAACAUCAAGUUUCACCACGAUAACACUGGGAAUAUUUUGAAUUUGAAUGCCAAUGACCUGCAGAACAUUAAAUGGCAACGACUUGGAAACCGCCAUGGCAUCAAGUUCAUUUUUCAAGACGGAAAGAAAUACAGGAUUGGUGGAUUCAAAGAGACCGAUUUUGAAAAACUCAAUGGGUUUUCGAAAAACCGCUGGAAUAGAGAAAUUGAGAAAAUCGAUCUAUCGUUGAAAGGAUGGAACUAUGGAGACUGCAACGUGGACGGACAGUCAAUAGAGUUUGCAGUCGAUGGAAAACCUUGCUUUGAGGUUCCACUUUCCAAUGUCUCUAACGCGGUUGCCAACAAAAAUGAAGCUGUGCUAGAAUUUCAUCAGAAUGAUGAUUGUCCCGUUGCUCUCAUUGAAAUGCGAUUUCACAUCCCAACUAACGAAGAUGAUAAUAUUGAUCCUGUUGAGGAAUUUCGAAAAGCUGUUCUGGCUUAUGCGGGUAUUGAAACGGACUCUGGUCAGGCAAUUGCCACACUCAAUCAAAUUUUGUGUACUACUCCUCGUGGUCGCUACGACAUCAAAGUCUAUCCCAACAAUUUGUCUCUUCACGGAAAAACGUACGACUACAAAAUUCCAAUCAAAACGAUUCAGCGUUUGUUUCUCGUUCCACAGAAAGACGGUCGACAUAUGUAUUUUGUGUGCUCACUGGCUCCACCAAUUCGCCAAGGACAGACACGCUAUCAUUACCUCGUUUUUGAAUUCGCUCGCGAGGAUAAAAUGGAAAUCGAAUUGGGGCUAACAGAUGACCAAUUGAAACAACAAUAUGGUGACAAACUCCAGCGUAACUUGGAGGGCCCGGUUUACGAGAUUGUUUGCAAGUUGUUCCGCGUCUUGGUUGGAAUGAAGGUUACGACUCCUGGAAAGUUUGUUGGACACAGUGGCACUCCGGUCAUUGUUUGCGCUCAUCGGCAGACGUCAGGAUUUUUGUAUCCUCUUGAAAAGGGAUUCCUUUACAUUCAUAAACCUCCUAUGUACAUUCGUUUUGAUGAGAUUUCAUCCGUUCAUUUUGCUCGAUCAGAUGUUUCGACCCGAUCCUUUGAUUUCGAAGUCGAAAUGAAGAGUGGAACAAAUCUUGUGUUUAACUCCGUCGAAAAGGAAGAAUACAGCAAACUUUAUGACUAUGUUCAAGGAAAAAGUCUUCGUAUUCGGAACGCAAAGAAAGUGGAAAACUUGCGUAACACGGAUAUGUUUGCCGACAGUGAUGAGGAGCACGAUCCAUACAAAGAACAUGUCAAAAAAGAGGGCAAAGAUCGGGAAGCCGAGAGAAAUGCGGCAGUGGAUGAUGAGUCAGAUCCUGAAGACGAAGACUAUGAUCUUGACGAUGACCUGGCUAAGCGCCGAAAAGAAAGGGAACAGAAUUCUUCGGAGGGAAGCGAGAGCGAACCAACUGAAGAAUGGGACUCUUCUGGUUCUGAUGUAGUCAAGGAAAGCGAUAUUGACGAGAAUGACGAUGGAUCACAGAAAAAGGUCAAGAAAGAGAAAAAGAAGAGGGAAAAGAAAAGCAAGGAUGAAGCAGGAGAAGGCCGACGAAAGAAGCGAGCAAAGAAGGACCCUAACGCUCCCAAACGAGCAACCACUGCUUACAUGAUAUGGCUUAACGAAAAUCGAGCUGAAAUCAAGAAAGAAGGCGAUACUGUGGCUGACACAGCUAAACGUGGUGGUGAACUGUGGAAAGCAAUGGGUGAAAAUGAUAAACGUCCUUGGGAAGAAAAAGCCGGUAAAGAUAAGGAACGCUACGAUGAGGAAAUGCGCGAAUGGAGAAAAAAUGGAGGCGGUUCAACCUCUGCCGCGGGAAAGACUGACAAACCAGACAAGCCCGACAAACCAGCUAAAGCAGCCAAGACGACAGACACAACAACCACAAAAUCUCCUUCAAAAGCAGCUAAAUCUCGCGAAUAUGUUGAGACAUCGGAUUCAUCUGAAUCGGAAGACGAGCCGUUGGAAAAACUCAAAGAAAAAAAGAAGACUAAAGAAGUCAAAGAAGAUCGCAAUCAGAAGCCAGCAGAAUCUGCUUCGUCAAAAGAGGAAUCCAGCGCCAAUGAUUCAGAUAGUGAU
Messenger RNA from Mesorhabditis belari, 2184 nucleotides. The record is from the annotation of a GenBank genome assembly. Lineage: Eukaryota; Metazoa; Nematoda; Chromadorea; Rhabditida; Rhabditidae.